Molecule: messenger RNA, 438 nt
Organism: Bipolaris maydis ATCC 48331
Lineage: Eukaryota; Fungi; Ascomycota; Dothideomycetes; Pleosporales; Pleosporaceae
Source: RefSeq, a predicted model, not a curated record
UGAUUGAUGCCUCCUCACUCAAACUUAGGCACUUGUGAACGCUGAAAAUUUAAAAUGACGAUAAUUCAUAUUGUUCUCUUUGAGUGGAAGCCCACUGUUUCCUCAGAACAGAUUUCAGAAGUAUGCAAACAGAUGCUCGCUCUCAGGGACAAAUGCAUCCAUCCUACCUCCCAAAAACCGUACAUUAAAUCAUUUUCUGGGGGAAAGAACAACAGCCCUGAAGGCCACUCUGGUAACUUUACCCACGGAUUUGUUGUAGAAUUUGAGAGUGAGGAAGAUCGCGACUACUACGUCUACAAGGACCCAGCACAUCAAGACUUUGUAAAACUCUCUGGCGAAGUGGUAAAUGGUGUGAAGGUCAUAGACUACGAGCCUGGAAAGUUGUGAAACUGCGUUGUAAGUAGAUGCAAGGGAGCAAUUGUAAUGACUUCAUAUGUA